This is a messenger RNA of Larimichthys crocea (large yellow croaker), 1811 nucleotides long. RefSeq names its product zona pellucida sperm-binding protein 3. Gene Ontology annotation, biological process: egg coat formation; positive regulation of acrosome reaction; binding of sperm to zona pellucida. Gene Ontology annotation, molecular function: acrosin binding. Lineage: Eukaryota; Metazoa; Chordata; Actinopteri; Sciaenidae. The coding region runs from base 99 to 1223 and encodes 374 amino acids. The record is from RefSeq and is a predicted model, not a curated record. The transcript has 8 exons. Gene Ontology annotation, cellular component: extracellular matrix.
GGCAUAGGUGCUGUUAAGUGCGCGCGAGCCAAAGCCAUCUGCACACACCUGGUUGUAAAUUGACUAAUUGACGCUAUCUUGUUUUUUUCUUUUUUUAAAUGGCGCCUCGUAUUAAAUGUAUUAAACCAUUCGCCUCCUUAUUCGCAUUCUUGUUAUAUGUGUGCGGAAUUUCAUUCGCUGAAAAAACUGUCGGGCUCGAAAUAAAAUGCGGAGAAGCCAAAGUGAGAGUCACCGUAAAGAGACACUUUUUCGAGGAGAGACUCAUUCCCUUCAAACCCGAGUAUCUUCGACUCGGAGCAAACUCAACACGGCAGAGUUCGUGUGGACCAAACGGACCCACGUCUGAAUCUGAAAUGGUCAUCUCCGCAGGUCUACAAGAAUGUGGGACUGAGUCCAGUGUUCAUGGUGAGUUUCUUGUGUAUUCCAACCAGCUGGUACUGUUUCCUGCUGUGGUUCCCACCUUUACAGGCAGUGCGAUAGUUCGAGGGGCAACUACUGUCAUACCUGUUGACUGCCACUAUAGAAGAAAGCAGACGGUGAGUGGAGAACCAUUAACUCCAACCUGGCUGCCCAUGACAUCCACUGUCAGUAACUUUGGCCUUCUGCACUUCUCCCUUCGUACCAUGGCAGGUGGUUGUACCUCUUUACGUAGUUCCUCAGUGUAUCAGCAGGGGGAGGCAGUGUUUUUGGAGGCCAGGGUGGAGGCCCCACUGCAUCCUCCUCUUACUCUAUAUGUCGACUACUGUGUUGCUACGCUACAGCCUGACUCCCUCUCCUUGCCAGGCUACAAGUUUAUCACUAAGCAUGGAUGUCUUAUGGACAGUGUAUUGCCAGGGUCGUCAUCUAAAUUCCUUCCUCGAGAGCAAGUUAACAGACUAUGCUUCAGUGUCGAAGCCUUCCACUUCAACCAGCAGACAAGGGGACCGAUGUUCAUCAGCUGUCACCUUAGAGCCGUUCUGAAAGGAAGCUCACAUAGCCACCUCGAUAAAGCUUGCUUCUUCCAUAGGCCCACAUUCAGCUGGCAUGCCAUAGAGGGAGACUCUGCUCUGUGUGAGUGCUGCGACUCUGAGGACUGCUUUAGACAGACUGAAGAAAGCAGUGACCACACUGGACACACACCUCAACCAAAUGCAGAAAAGAAGCAUGAGGCGGACACAAAAGUCGGGCCACUUUACACCCUACCACGCUCCUAUCGGACAGGCCGUCUGUCAAUCAUUCACUAAUGAGCCUUUUCACAACUCACAAAUAGGUGGGUACAGGCACUGUCAAAACCAAGACAAGGUGUAUGACAAUAAAGCAUCUAUCACAUACAGUUUUCUCAUUACUUGUAAAGUUUGGAUUAUAAUGAUGGCAAAUUCAUUUCAUUUGCCAAUAUUUUUCUGGAUUAUAAAAAAGUUUAGUUGGAAGCCAUGGGAUAUAAAGCAACCGGCUCUACUAAUUAAUAUUUUAGGUAAAUACAAAAGCCAUUUAAAUGCGGGAUUUAUUCUUUGUUACUUUAAAACCCUGAUGGUCUUUUGCAGCACUAUUUCAUUAAAGCCAUCACAACAGCUCCCUCAUCGACACUGCCAACAGACAGAAUAUGUUUGCAGAAGAGAUGAAUAAACUCAUGUAAGGAGGAGAGUUAUGUGUUCACCAUCGCAGUGUCUUCACAUGUGUUUUGCAUGCUAUAUGUCAAUGCUGUGACCCAGUGCUGUUCUGCUUUUACUAAGGAUGCUCCUAAACCAACGGGUUAGUCAUUCAUGCUUACUUUGAGGGUGUUGUACCUGACCCCAGGAACAACAAACAAAACAACACAGGCCUUUUUUUACAGU